AUGGAUGUUUUAUGUUUAAUAGUAUUAAUAUCAUUACCAUUUAUUUUAUUCAUGAUAUUAUGGUAAAAGUUGAAGUAUAAAUAGUAAAAUUACGUAAAUUAAUAAAUAUUAGAUGAUCUUAUAAAAAAAGCAAAAGUGAUUAAUCAAUAUGAAAAUUUAUAAGGUGAUUAAGAAUGUGGAAUUUGUUUAUAAGUAUAUAGUAGAAAUGAAGAAUAAUUAAUUCUGCCUCGUAAUUAAUCACAUCAUUUUCAUUUGUAUUGUAUAAAGACUUGUUUGAUGUUGAAUUUUAGUUGUCCUAAAUGUAGAUCAAAGAUUAGUGAUUUUAGAAAUUCUUAAUAAACAAGUAUUCUAUGA
Messenger RNA from Paramecium sonneborni, 354 nucleotides. The record is from the annotation of a GenBank genome assembly. NCBI's taxonomy places the organism in Eukaryota, Ciliophora, Oligohymenophorea, Peniculida, Parameciidae.